Molecule: messenger RNA, 1059 nt
Organism: Oppiella nova
Lineage: Eukaryota; Metazoa; Arthropoda; Arachnida; Sarcoptiformes; Oppiidae
Source: the annotation of a GenBank genome assembly
AUGUACAGAGCAUGUGGUGAUUCAGGACAGACCGAUGCAAUAGAGACGGAGGGCAAGACAGGCGAAGAAGUGCUGAACCGCUAUUUUUCUUAUACUGGCGUACAGUCACCAAACAAACCGAUGACCGAAGAAAAGGAAGACCAUCUUCUGUCGUACUACUCGUCCGACAACUCGUAUGGCGAGAGGACGUCGCCCUCCACUUCCAUCAACGACAUCGUGAGGGCCGGCAAAGGACUGGUGAGGGCGAGGAAGGGCGCCCUCAAGAAGAAGAAUGUGUUCACCGUUCAGAACCACAAAUUCUUACCAAGGUUCUUCAAGCAACCCACAUUCUGCUCACAUUGCAAGGACUUCAUCUGGGGGUUCGGCAAACAGGGCUUCCAGUGCCAGGUCUGUUCAUAUGUGGUGCACAAGAGAUGUCAUGAAUUCGUGGCAUUCAAGUGCCCCGGAGUUGAUAAGGGAGUCGAUUCAGACGACGCCCGAACCAAACAUCACUUCAUUGUACACACGUAUACGUCGCCCACAUUUUGUGACCACUGCGGGUCACUUCUGUACGGACUCAUACACCAGGGCUACAGAUGUCGAGCGUGUGAUAUGAAUGUGCACAAGAAAUGUCAGGAUUCUGUUCCUAAUCUGUGCGGAUGUGAUCACACGGAGAGGAGGGGAAGGAUUGAGCUGAAAGUCUAUUCAAAUCUAAACAAACUGUUCUGCGAAGUAAAACAGGCCAAGAAUCUCAUUCCUAUGGACCCCAACGGGUUGUCCGACCCGUACGUCAAAUGCAAACUAAUCCCCGACAACGGAGAGAGUAUGAAACGCAAGACGCGAACCAUUAAAGCCAAUCUGAACCCCACGUGGGCCGAGACACUCAGCUUUGAUCUCAAACCCGACGAUAAGGACCGGCGGUUAUUAGUAGAGGUGUGGGAUUGGGACAGAACAUCGAGGAAUGACUUCAUGGGUGCCCUUUCUUUCGGUAUCUCUGAGAUCAUUAAAAAGGAGGCCAACGGUUGGUUCAAAUUAUUGACCCAAGAAGAGGGCGAGUACUACAACGUACCGGUGCCCGCG